This is a messenger RNA of Acanthaster planci (crown-of-thorns starfish), 3461 nucleotides long. RefSeq lists its product as uncharacterized. The record is from RefSeq and is a predicted model, not a curated record. NCBI's taxonomy places the organism in Eukaryota, Metazoa, Echinodermata, Asteroidea, Valvatida, Acanthasteridae.
AAGCUCCACUCACUGCUAAGGUCUUUGAAAGUGUGCAUCCACAUCGAUGACUGCCUGAGUUAACGUUGAAGUCGCAAAUAUCUUGUAAAAUAGCAUAUUCCGAUCCUGAUAAGCAAUAACAAUGAGAGGGGGAAGCGGGCAGGACCGGUUAGAUCUGAACCGGUGCACUGCUGCCAGACUCAGCGCGGUGACGGGUAUCGCCGCAGACACCGCCAGUCGCAUCAUUGCAUACCGCCGACGCAAAAAGAGACUAGCUAGCGUGCGAGAUGUUUUGGAUGUGAGAGGGGUGACGGAAAAGGAUUUGGAGAUGCUCAGGCAAUCUACUCAAGUCCGUCGGCUGACUUCGCCGCGUUCUCAUCAGGCCAAGACUGACAAGAGUCCUGUACUCAAGAAGUCCUCUCGGAGGACCGCCACAAAAUAUGUCCCUUCCCCAAAACAAAGGUCAACAAAAAGUCAACAAUGGAAACCCAAGCCUGCAACAUCCAAGAAGGGCACACAGACACUCGAGACUGGCAGUUCCUUGGAAACGAGAGUAAAAAUUUCAGCUUUUAAUAGAAAAAAGGGGAAGACGCUACCCAUAAAAAGAACAAAGGCCAGCAAGGUCUCCAAGAAGCCCCCUGAAAAUGCAAACGAGGUAAGGAAGCCAGAGAAAGGGAAUCAAAGUUUUAUGAUAAACAGACAAUCCUCACCAACGGGUCUGCUACUGUGCAGAGAGGCGGAUCGACUCAAAGCAUCUGAAGGUUUGGACUACGUUGGUACCUACGGAUCCCCUAGACCCCUCCUGACACUCUCUAGUCAAGGGGUUGGAGUGCAGCAGGCGAAGGCACAGAUUAACAAUUGCGCCAUCACCGUGCACUUGAUGGAGAGAGCGCCGCUGAUGUCGCCCAUGGUGACUGUUAACAUUCCCUCUUGCGUUCUGGCUGAAUCUGCAGGAGUGGUGGCUAUCACUGAAGACAAGAGUUCCUCACAUGAGACGCCGAGCAGGAGACUCGACGAAGACACUGCUGCACAGAGUAUAUUGGCAAACGGACUGAGACAGAGAAAUGAGCCCAAGCAGUCGAGCCCUGCUGAGAUCAUCAACAAAAAUGACCAGAGUAAUUCCAACAACCAACGGCCAGAGAAUGAAGGAGACGAGGCCGGGAGAGUGAGUCCAGUGAAGAUAUUCCCUGGGGAUCAGCAGGAGGGAUAUUUGGCAGGAUCUGAAACUGACCAUUCGCCUUCGAAUUUUCUGCCAAAUUUACCAUCCCCCGUUGACCACACACCAAUAUCUCUAACAGUUGGCAAUGAUAGCGAGAUAAUUGGUUCCAGACCUACUGGAAGAAGGAAAACUAGAUCGAGUCACAAGGGCACGGCCGAGAAGGUACAACUAUGGCUGGAGAACUCCUCCUGCUCUUCCAGUUACUUCAACCCGGAGAAAACGAGUGUAGGCCUGCGAAACUUGUUCGAUGGAGAGCCUAAGAGCCAACUGGCUGAAAAGUCCUUAAUAGCGGGCACUGGCCCGUUGCCGACGACGACACAGGCCGACGAUGAAUCGGAGAUGGUUGUUCAAAGUUCACUCGGCAAAGUGCGGUCUGAGUGCAAGAGAGAGUCGGAACGCGAACGGGACCUGCUGACGCCAGUUGCUGGAGGUGCAGCGGGUGGGAACGACAAAUCAGUGCAAACGCCUCCGUGCUCUUGUAGAUCUUGUCGGCGGAAGAGACGGGCUAGGAAACGGUCGGCUGAAGCGGCGGGACAGCAGUUUGAACACAUGGGGACCAAGGACAAUUUUUUCCCGAAAAAUCAAGAAGAGCUAAGCACUGCCUGGUGCUCGCUCCUGUAAAUAGCGGUGGUGUGAUCAAAAUAAGCGGUAAAAAAUUGUAAAAAAUUUGAUUCAACAAGUCUGGGGGGAAAUGUUUUAAAUGUACGGGGACCCUUAAAUUUAGGUCUAAUCCUUUUGGAGAUUUAAUGAUAACCCGCGAGUCAAAGGUUCAUCAUAAACUUUAGAUUGAGACUGAGGCGACUCAUAAACAAAAGUAACUUAAUUUGGCCGAAGCCAUUUUGAACGGGGGAAUGUGAAAUGGAAAAUGUAAGCACCCGCGUUCAAAGAUAGGCAGGGUUUCACCGUUCACAGGAACUCCGUAAAAUUGAAAAGCGGGAAAGGGGGCUGGCUCGACACCACCUUUUUCCAACGACUCUUUACAAAGCAGACAGUGGCAAAUGUUCACACGACUAGUAAAGGACAUAAAGUGAACUCUUGAAGCAAGGGGAACUUAAUGUUGGAGGGGGGCACGCACUUCCUCGUCAAUGGUUGAUGCCACGUCACCUCCAAGCAAGGUCUACGGAACACUCGGAUGCCUAGGGCCGCUACAGACUACGCAAUUUCUCCCUGACCAUAAUGUCAACCGUACCAUUCGUUUACAAAGAAUCACGGUUACCUUAUGUGAAAAAAAGUUGAACACUUUCUAGUUUACAAGGAAACAACGCAAAGUUUUAACAGACGCUUUCCUCUUUCAGGAAACAGCAAUGUUCUUUUGAACGGGCCCAUAUCGGAUCCAUGUACCUGGCGGUUCCAAUGUACCUGAGAAGCAUUUAUGAUUCAUUAUUAUGAAAAGAAAACCAUUGCUUGGAUGAUGCUAACAGAAACUGAUUUUUAUUUGUAAACUGACAUUGGUGUACUGAUACAUGUAUGUGAAAUUAUUUAAGGAGAAGGUUGUAGCACACUUAACUCCCUUAUGCAGAUUGCAAGUGUCGUCAGAGUGUUGGCCACAGUGGUAGCAUCUUUCAGAUUGUUCAGUCCGCGGGUCCAAAAACGCUGCAGGCAAAUUCAUUGGCCUAUUUGAAACAGUUGUGGGUAAUUUUUUGUCUUUACUCACAAUCUGCUAGCUCAAGGGCCCAGAAAAAGGACCCAUCGUCUGCAAGCGCCAUCUCCUCUCCCCGGUACCGGUACUCGUUCUAUAGCCAUGCUCCGACCAGGUUCCCCCCCCCCAGGAAUUGUCUCUCAAUUCUGACAUUAUAUUAGCAACUAAACCUUUCAAGUAACCUCCACAUCAGUAUUUCUAAUCAAUAUAUCUAAUAUUUCACCUUUCUUCAUAAUUGUUGUCUCUGUUUUUUAUAAUUAAACCUCAAUAUAAUGCUGGCUGAAGGAAAUGUAGCAUUUCUUUGAAAUCGAAACUUUAGUUUUGGAAAAAUAUUUGACUGUCACAAAUUAAAACUGGUGUUUAGAACUAAUGUUUUUAACGUUUUCUAGAUACGCAAACAACAUCAGGGAAUGUGUCAAUGAGGAUUUAGUUCUGAUUAGCUGCUUUUAAGACCCCUAAUAAUCUUUCUAGAUUUAAUGGGUUGUCUCGUAUAACUCUGUUUUGCUUCCUCGACGGUUUGCCCAAAUUUAAAUGCAACAGCAUCAAGCUGGAAAGCUGUUUUUCUGUCCCUUACUUAAGGCCAGUCUGUAUUUUGCUUUGUUAUUAAAAUUAAGCAUUACUUUA